This is a messenger RNA of Verticillium nonalfalfae, 462 nucleotides long. RefSeq names its product cofilin (gene COF1). The coding region runs from base 1 to 462 and encodes 153 amino acids. NCBI's taxonomy places the organism in Eukaryota, Fungi, Ascomycota, Sordariomycetes, Glomerellales, Plectosphaerellaceae. The transcript is spliced from 6 exons. The record is from RefSeq and is a predicted model, not a curated record. Gene Ontology annotation, cellular component: cytoplasm; actin cytoskeleton; actin cortical patch. Gene Ontology annotation, biological process: actin filament depolymerization; actin filament severing; cell motility. Gene Ontology annotation, molecular function: actin filament binding.
AUGUCUCAAUCCGGAGCGUCCGUUUCCCAGGAGUGCAUCGAGGCGUACAACGACCUGAAGCUCAACAAGAAGUACAAGUACAUUGUCUUCAAGCUGUCCGACGACAACAAGCAGAUUGUCAUCGAGGAGGCCUCUGAGAGCAAGGACUGGGAGACCUUCCGCGAGAGGCUCAUCAACGCCACCAGCAAGUCCAAGACUGGUGCCGUCGGCAAGGGUCCCCGCUACGCCGUCUACGACUUCCAGUACAGCCUUGCCUCGGGCGAGGGCGAGCGCAACAAGAUCGCCUUCAUCGCGUGGUCCCCCGAUGAUGCUGGCAUCAUGGCUAAGAUGAUCUACGCCUCUUCCAAGGAGGCUCUCAAGCGCUCCCUGACCGGCCUUGCGACCGAGCUCCAGGCCAACGACCACGACGACAUUGAGUAUGACAGCAUCAUCAAGACCGUCAGCAAGGGUCUUGCCGCAUAA